Oryza brachyantha (malo sina) is the source of this 874-nucleotide messenger RNA. Its product is annotated as profilin-A. The transcript is spliced from 3 exons. Gene Ontology annotation, cellular component: cell cortex. The record is from RefSeq and is a predicted model, not a curated record. Gene Ontology annotation, molecular function: actin monomer binding. Lineage: Eukaryota; Viridiplantae; Streptophyta; Magnoliopsida; Poales; Poaceae. Bases 126 to 521 code for a protein of 131 amino acids.
UCACCACCGCGACGAACACCACCGAACCCGCGAGAGAAACGACCCAAUCGAUCGAGUUUUUUUUUUCUCGGCAGCGGCAGGCAGCUGAGGAUCGAUCGGGAGGCGGCAAGAAGAGCGGAUUCAAGAUGUCGUGGCAGACGUACGUCGACGAGCACCUGAUGUGCGAGAUCGAGGGCCACCACCUCACCUCCGCCGCCAUCGUCGGCCACGACGGCACCGUCUGGGCGCAGAGCGCCGCCUUCCCGCAGUUCAAGCCGGAGGAGAUGACCAACAUCAUGAAGGACUUCGACGAGCCCGGGUUCCUCGCGCCUACCGGGCUGUUUCUCGGACCAACCAAGUACAUGGUCAUCCAAGGUGAACCUGGUGCUGUCAUCCGCGGCAAGAAGGGAUCAGGAGGCGUGACGGUGAAGAAGACUGGGCAGGCGCUGGUGGUCGGCAUCUACGACGAGCCAAUGACCCCAGGGCAGUGCAACAUGGUGGUCGAGAGGCUUGGUGACUACCUCGUAGAACAAGGCCUGUAAAUCACCAUUGUUGUCGUCGCCACAGUUCAGCAACAAACCAGGAAAACGAGCUGCCUACAACAUAUAGUAGAUCUCCAUGCAUUUUUCUAGCCACCGUGCAUGCAUGGGAUUAUGGAUUAUUUUUUGUUUUCCUACUCUUUCUUUGUCACCACCGGUUGUUGUGGAUUGCCGAUCUGGUUAUAUAUUUUUUUUUUGUUUUGAUCCAACGUUCCUUCAUGCCGAUUUGGGCUAAUAAUUUUGUGUUUUGCGGUUGGCCGGUUUGGUCAUUUCAAUUGCCAUUUGAGUCUGGGAUAUGUAACAACAAAUGUAAUUAAAUCCACAAAAUUUGAAGCAAGAUUCAUUAAAAGAAAAUA